Messenger RNA from Amoebophrya sp. A120, 753 nucleotides. The record is from the annotation of a GenBank genome assembly. NCBI's taxonomy places the organism in Eukaryota, Dinophyceae, Syndiniales, Amoebophryaceae.
AUGAUUUCUGCACGGACUGCGGUGUUUGGUACCUACGCGUAUACUUUUAGAUACCGAAUCGAAGUUCGUCUCGUCCCACUCGAUGCGGGACCCCAAGCUUAUUUUCACCAGCCGAGUCGGAAAUUAGAAUUACCUUUUUUUACCACCCUAGCUCAACAUGGGCAACAAAACGAGACCAGCGCGCUUACACUCAGCAUUCAUCAAUUUUACGCACAGAUGAUCUAUUCAACAUCAACCUUUUUACGCGAUUUUGUUCUGCGAAUUAUAAUUAUUGCCCCGGGAAAUAAAAUCGUUGAUGGACUCCACAACGUUCUUUUUUCUGCCAAGAAUUGAGCUGAUGAAGCGCUUUUUUCUUUGGACAAACUCACAUAUUCGCUUUGAUGUUGUGCACGAGUAGUAAGAAAGUAAUCGCGACCUGGAAACGCAAAAACCCCUAAAGAACUCUGUGGUCGUGCACCGGGCCGCUACAAUCUAUCUUCACAGCGUGCCGGUGAUUUGGCGUUUUGGUAAAAGUGUGCCCACUUUAAGUUACUCACUUUUUUUGCCCGAGAAAACAGUACCCACCCGAAACUGUAACACCUGAAAACUCAUGAUCAUAGAUAUCCGUCCAAGACCUCCGAGGAAAACCGCUUUUGCUUUGCAAGGACGGUAUAUUUCUCGGAAAAAAAACCAAAAAAACUUUUCUAGCAAGUAAGGAACCAACUCGAGGUUCUGCCUCCCCUUAAAACCAGACUUCGACGGAUGAAAAUGAAA